Molecule: messenger RNA, 2853 nt
Organism: Eimeria mitis
Lineage: Eukaryota; Apicomplexa; Conoidasida; Eucoccidiorida; Eimeriidae
Exons: 4
Coding region: 1-2853 (950 amino acids)
Biological process (GO): regulation of transcription by RNA polymerase II; positive regulation of DNA-templated transcription; chromatin remodeling
Cellular component (GO): nucleoplasm; SWI/SNF complex; brahma complex
Molecular function (GO): nucleosome binding
Source: RefSeq, a predicted model, not a curated record
AUGGCAACCCCUCCCAGGAGCAAAAGGAAAAGCCGCACGCAGCAGGUGUCUGCUGCUGCUGCUGCUGCUGCUGCUGCUGCUGCUCCUGGUGCUUCUCAGUGCAGCAGCCGUGAUGAUUCAUCUGCUGCUGCUGCUGCUGCUGCUGCAGCUGCAGCAGCAGCAGCAGCAACAGAUGCAUCAGCUUCUGGCGAAGCGAACGGCCCAGGCCUCAAGAGAAGCCGCAGGCUCAUGCAGGCCCGGAAUGCUGCUGCUGCUGCUGCUGCUGCUGCUACUCCUGCUGCUGCUGCUGCUGCUGCUGCUGAGAAAGGGGAAGAUGAAAGACAACACCACAAGCGGCCUCCGCCUAUUGAAGAGGUUGAGGCUAUUGAGGCCAUCGACGUAGACGACGACGGUGAGCAGCAGCAGCAGCAACAGCAGCAGCAGCAGCAGCCUAUUGAAGAGGUUGAGGCUAUUGAGGCCAUCGACGUAGACGACGACGGUGAGCAGCAGCAGCAGCAGCAGCAGCAACAGCAGCAGCAGCAGCAACAGCAGCAGCAGCAGCAACGGCAAGAGCGGCAAGAAAGACGUGGAGGGCCCCCCCGGCAGCAACUGGAAGAAGCAAAGGGGCUGACGGGCCCCUGGAGCCAGAUCUUCGGGGGCCCCCGCAAAGCAGCAGCAGCAGCAGCAACUGCAGCAGCAACAGCAGCAGCAGCAGCAGCAGCGCCGCGAGCUUCACCCCGAGACAGGAGAACGAAGUCUAUCGCAAGUUCUAGCAGCUCGCCCCCAAGCAGCAACAGCAGCAGCAGCAGCAACAGCAGCAGCAGCAGCAGCAGCAGCAGCAUUCAGGCAUCCAGGGGGGGGCCCCCAAGAGGGGUACUAACAGCUAAGCAGAAGGAGGCAAUGCUGCGGCGUCAGCAGCGUCAGCAGCAGCAGCAAGAGCAGGAGCAGCAGGAGCGUGUGCGUGUGCUGCAGCAGCAGCACGCAGCAGCAGCAGCAAGCCGUCAGUGGCUAGAUAACCUUUCUUCUCUGCUGCUUCCUUCUUCUUUUUCUUCUUUCUCGCUGCAGCAGCUGCUAGCAGAGAUGCCACAAACAAACAAAUCCUCCUGGGGUGUAUGUACAGCUGCUGCUACUGUCUUUCUAUCUGGCCCCUUUGUAUUCACCUCAGAAGCAGCUCUUCGUGCUGCUAUUGAGGCUGCAGGUGUAUUGACAACGCGGUGCCGGCGGCGGGCUCGUUGUACAGUAACGGGGUGUCUAGCCCCCACAGCAGCAGCAGAACCAGCAGCAGCAGCAGCAGCAGCAGCAGCAGCAGGAGAGGCAAUGGUAAGCGAAACCCAAGUCCUAGAGGCUCUCGGAAUAUCGCUCGAAGCAGCAGCAGCAAGAUUCAUGCCGCUGCACCCCCGCAGCUGUCAGCCUCUUGCUGCACUCGUCAGCAAGACCCUUGGCGGCGUGCUGCAGCAGCGGCAGCAGCUGCUGCUGGCCCAGCACCAACUGCAGCAGCAGCAGCAGCAGCAGCAGCAGCAGCAACUGCAGCACGAACACCUUCAAAAGCAAGAACAAAACGAACACCAAGAGGAACGGGUGCAGGCACAGCCCGCAGAAGAUGAAAUGCAGGUUGAUCAGCAGCAGCAGCAGGAGCAACAGCAACAGCAGCAGCAGAAGCAAGAGCAGCAGCAGCAACAACAGCACAACGAAGAGAUGGCUGCUGAAGCUGAGCAGCAGCAGCAGCAGCUGCUGCAUCUGCAGCAAGACGAGAAAGAGGAAGGAAAGGAAAACCAGCUGAGUCAUUGGGAUGCCCAGCAGCAGCAGCAGCAACAGCAGCAGCAGCAGCAAGAGCAACAAGAACAGAAGCAGCAGCAGAAGCAGCCGCAGCAGCAACAGCAGCAGCAGCAGCAGCAGCAGCAAACUGGGGGUGAACUGGAUCUGCUGUUUCUUAGAGAAACUUGGCCUGUAGCUUUCAGGCCUGUUUCUGCUGCUGAGCAAGCUGGAGCAGCAGAACCAGCAGCAGCAGCAGCAGCAGCAGGAGCAACAGCAGCAGCAGGAGGUGCAGGACAAGAGAAAAAAAAACGGCGUCUUCGAGGGGGGCCCCCAGGCGAUGACAGGGGGCCCCCUGUACCCUCCCCAGGUGUAUUGGUGGUGCUGAUGCCGCCCAGAACAGGCGGAGAAACCUUAGUUCAUCUUGCUGCUCUUGCUUCUCGUUUUGCUGCAGCACGAGAGGAGACGCUGCGGGAGGCUACGCAUAUAGAAGGGCUGAUGCAGGCCUUCAUGUCUCACCCUUGUGAGCCAAAGACACAGCAACCACCAGCAGCAGCAGCAGCAGCAGCAGCAGCAGCAGCAGCAGCAGCAGCAGGAACAGCAACAGAAGCAGCAACAGCAGCAGACACGGCAAAAGCAGCAGAAAAAGGAGAGGCAGCAGCAGAAGCACCGCUGCAGCCGCUGCUGCGACUCAGUAUGUAUGAUCUCUGGUCCUUAUCUAAGAAGCACCUGCAGCGUCUGCUGCUGCGUAAAAGGGAGGGGGGCCCCCGGGGGCCCCCCGCAACCCAAGGUGAUGAUUCCUCUGCUUCUGCUGCUGCGCGAGCUGCUGCAGCAAACGCAGCAUCAGCAGCAGCAGCUCCUGAUGUAUGUAUUGCUGUAUGGAGAGAAGGAGAAGAUGCUGCUGCAGCACGUGCAGCAGCAGAGGGCCUCAUAGAGGACGCUCUAAAGGAUGUAGGUGGUAAGGGGGGCCCCCGUGGUUCUGCUGCUGCUGCUGCACGGCAGCAGCAGCAGCGCAGCAAAGCUGCAGAUACACCCGAAGACGAUGCAGCAGAUGCAUGCCGCAACCUCGUCGCCUUUGUGGAGCUCUCAAGGCCCCCCAGGGAAGCUUUCAUUCAGCGGUAA